Messenger RNA from Neoarius graeffei (lesser salmon catfish), 648 nucleotides. It is a transcript of the gene mrps14, whose product is annotated as mitochondrial ribosomal protein S14. The coding region runs from base 31 to 447 and encodes 138 amino acids. The record is from RefSeq and is a predicted model, not a curated record. Gene Ontology annotation, molecular function: structural constituent of ribosome. The transcript is spliced from 3 exons. Gene Ontology annotation, cellular component: mitochondrial small ribosomal subunit; ribosome. Gene Ontology annotation, biological process: translation. NCBI's taxonomy places the organism in Eukaryota, Metazoa, Chordata, Actinopteri, Siluriformes, Ariidae.
ACCGGGUAGCAGCUCACGAGGAAAUUGAACAUGUCCGCUUGCAAAGUGCUGCGGUCUGGUUUUGGGUUGAUUCAGUCAUCUUUCCAGUUCACUCAGCAGGCAUGCAGAAGUUCACUGGGAAUAGUGGAGCAGGUCCGAGGUUAUUACGUUGACUGGAGAAUGCUGCGAGAUGUGAAAAGAAGACAGAUGGCAUACGAGUAUGCAGAUACGAGACUGCGGAUCAACGCCAUCAGAAAGAACACGCUCUUGCCUAAAGAGUUGCAGGAGGUAGCUGAUAAAGAAAUUGCUGCAUUGCCCCGAGACAGUUGCCCGGUGCGUAUCCGCAACAGAUGUGUGAUCACGUCGCGACCCCGUGGAGUGAAACGCAGGUGGCGUCUGAGCCGCAUCAUCUUCAGACACCUAGCAGACCACAAUCAGAUGUCGGGCAUACAGAGAUCGAUGUGGUGAAAACUUCACAGUGGAUAAUUCAGUUUAUGACUUGCAGACUCAGUGCUGGAGAAGCCAGAGAUCAAAAUGUUCCAGAUCACAGUGGAAAUGCAUAAUCCAUCACCAUGUGCGCACAAAUUGCUGUUUUGGAAGAUAUUGUCUUGUAAAGUGAGAACUAUUUUGCUGCUUUGUGCAUAAUAAAGGUUAUUCAUAAUGAUGCUA